AUGGUUUAUUUCGAUGAUGGAACACUCUCUAAGACCACUCCACCUUUGCACUGCGCGCACACUCCAUGCCUGUUGCAUACGGUGAUGGUUGUUGUAACAUCCCAUCCAGAACCUAAAUUGAGGUCCGGCUUGUCCUUACGAGCUGGUCUGAUUGGCGGUCCCAGCUUGCCCGUCCACAUGCGCAAAGGUCCUAGUGAUUACUGUUUCAGCUGCUACGUAUUUGACAGUGUCAACUCCAGCUUUGAUCUAUCGGAGGUCACCCCCUGGCGCCGCAGCAAAGCCCUUAAGCAAAUUCGUGUGCUCAAUGUCGACCGAGCGCGCUUUCUUUUCCCGAUGAUCUCCACUCCGUUCACCAGUGAUGGUAAUUCUGUCCCUUCCGCGAGGUCAGCGACUCCCAAGGACUGA
Plasmopara halstedii is the source of this 405-nucleotide messenger RNA. RefSeq lists its product as uncharacterized. Bases 1 to 405 code for a protein of 134 amino acids. The transcript is spliced from 2 exons. The record is from RefSeq and is a predicted model, not a curated record. Lineage: Eukaryota; Oomycota; Peronosporomycetes; Peronosporales; Peronosporaceae.